AUGGACAUCUACCGUCAUGGCCUGGGCAACAUGAUGCCACGAAACCCGCCCUACCAUCACCACCCGCCUCCUAACGCUCCUCCCCAACUCUACCCGGGCCCUUCCCGCGCUCCUCCUACCAGUCGCGAAGAUCCAGAGAGUGACGGGCCCUCCAAUCGUAUUGCCCACACUCUGACGGCUUGCUGCCGCUGCCGCCAGGGAAAGAAGAUCAACCGUAAUUAUGUCAUUAAGCUGCAAGAAAAGGUGCGCGCCCUUGAGGCCGAGCUACGCCAGUACACCGACGACGACAGCGAGUUCUCCCAUCUCGACGAGGAUAUUGUGCGGCCCGGCGGCCUGGUUCGCCUGAAUGAUACCGACGAGACUCCCCGCUACCUGGGUCCGAGUAGCGGCAUCGCGAUGACACGCUUGCUGGUUCAGGGCGCAAAGCUCUUUACCGACUCGAAGCGAAUCUCCGAGUUGAUUCCCGAAGUUCGAGCGCGGAGGAUGACGCGCAUGCAGUCCAUCGUCAUGACGAGGGAUCGAAAAAAGAGUUAUCCCAUGAUCAGCGCUCACCCUGCCCAGAGCCUGCCGACUAGGCCUAUCGCCAAUAAGCUCGUGGAUGUCUUUUGCCAACGAUGCAAGUGCCCCUCUUCCUCGUUCUCGGCUUAG
Colletotrichum fioriniae is the source of this 648-nucleotide messenger RNA. NCBI's taxonomy places the organism in Eukaryota, Fungi, Ascomycota, Sordariomycetes, Glomerellales, Glomerellaceae. The record is from RefSeq and is a predicted model, not a curated record.